AUGGCCCCCACUCAUGGGUACGAGGAAAUAGAGGGGCGCUAUAAAGAGUAUGCCUAUAGCCCUGUAUCAGCGAGUUCAACUUCAGCGGUGUACCAUUCAACCACCCUUGGAACAUAUCCCAAAGAGAACGGUGCCGGUACAUCAAACUGUCGUAUUAACGUUAACAACAGUGUCCAAAAGAAACGUCGCGUUGCAGAGAUGGCGGAGAAAGGGUCGACGCUGCCGCAGUACAUCGCUGCCGCUACAGCGAACCUAUGCGUUGUUGGAACUGGUGCUAUGCUAGGAUGGACCAGUCCGAUCGGAACUUCAUUAAUGAGUAAUGGAACAGACAGCGGUAGUCCCCUCAGCGGACCGAUCACCGUUGACGAAAACUCAUGGAUUGGAUCAUUAGUUGCCAUCGGAGCGAUGCUUGGUAGCUUCAUAGCUGGAGAUUUGGCGGAAAGAUUUGGUAGAAAGAUCACAUUGCUUUCCUCGGUGGUCCCGUUCAUGAUUGGCUGGGCCUUAAUCGCGACCGCGGGACACGUUGAACAAUUGUACGCGGCCCGAUUUGUCCUCGGUAUCGCACUGGCGUUCACGUUCACAGCUGUUCCUAUGUACUGCGGAGAGAUCGCUGAGACGUCUGUCAGAGGAGCUCUGGGAUCCUUCCUGCAGCUGUUCAUUAGUUUCGGUUUGCUUUACUCGUACUCGAUCGGCCCAUAUGUGUCCUACACUAUAUUCUGGAUUCUCUGCGCCGCCGUGCCCAUCGUCUUCGUCGUGUGUUUCAUCUUCAUGCCCGAAUCGCCGUACUAUCUUAUGAAAGUCGGCAAACGCGACGCAGCGAUCAGUGCUUUGGCCAAGUUACGAAGCAAGUCCACUGCCGGUGUGGAAAAGGAAGCGGAUGAAAUGGAGGCUGCUAUCCAGGAAGCAUUCAAAGAAGAGGCGAAGCUGUCAGAUUUGUUCACUGUUAAAGCGAACUUCAAAGCUCUGAUCUUUACGUGCUUGAUGGCUAGUUUCCAACAACUGAGCGGUAUUAACGUGGUUCUUUUCUACAUGGGCACUAUCUUCGAAAGUGCUAAGUCUUCGCUGCCCAGUGCCGUUUCUACCAUAAUCGUGGGCGCUGUACAGUUGGCGGCUUCUGGUGUCACUCCGAUUGUCGUCGACAGGCUUGGCAGAAAAAUGCUGCUCAUCUUCUCGGGUGUCGGUGAAAUUGUCUCCCUGACCGCGUUGGGAAUUUACUUCUAUCUCCAGAAAUAUGACGCAGCAUCCGUCGAGAGCAUUUCGUUCCUUCCGGUCGUAUCGCUGAUCAUCUUCAUCGCGACGUAUUGCGUCGGUUGGGGCCCGUUGCCGUGGACCGUGAUGGGUGAGAUGUUCUCGUCGACCGUGAAAUCGAAAGCGUCCGGCAUCACCGUGUGCGUGUGCUGGUUCCUCGCGUUCAUAAUGACCAAGUUCGCUAGCACUCUUCAGAACGCGUUCGGUGCUUACACGCUGUACUGGUUAUGCGCCGUGUUCUGUCUGAUCAGCGUAUUGUUUACGAUAUUCAUCCUGCCCGAGACGAAGGGAAAGAGCCUGCAGGAGAUUCAGGACGAGCUGAACGGUUUCAGUUCGGAAGUACCAGAGUUCAACGGAUCCGGAAGUAAAAAAUGAAGAAUCGAAUAAGAAAACAGUAUUACGUAUCGAACCCGAGGACAACGAUUGCCGCGGUGAUUGUCAAUCAGUUUUCUGAAGGUUCUCGAGUGCCAAGAUCACUACAUAUCCGUCAAACAUGUACACAUGCACACAUACACACACACACGCGCGCGCGCGCGCAUACACACACACGUAAUAUUCUUCCCAACUUUUACGUAAAAAAAACUUGCGUCUUCAAUACUGCCAAAGACCGCGAAUCGCGAUUCGAGAUUGAAUCCGUGAAUCGCCACCGCGGCACGCGAUGAGCGGACACUAUUUCUCUCUAUAUCUGUUUUUAUUUAGAUCGUUAGGAUCAUAGCAGUGGGUUGAAUCGACAAUGAUCACGAAUUUAAGAUUUUGCAUCUACGCUAAGGUGCAUGACACGUGAGAUCAAUACAAUGACGCAACAUUUUUAUCGUAAGCAGAAGACGAUGGAGGAAAUAGAAUGGAUUUAAACUUUUCUUAUCAGAUUCCAUAUAUCCCAUAAUUUCAAAAUCUCUGCAGGACUAUAAUCAUCAUUGUAUUUUCCAAUAUUUUAAUCCUAGAUAGAAGAUAAAUAAAAUAAAUAUUUCAAUCACAAUCAGACGGAUUUGAAAUAAAUAGUAUAGUAAAAAUCUAAUUUCUACUCAUGUCUAUACUUGAUGACUUGAAAUCCAUUCUGUUUCUUACUACAGCCAUGCAAUAAUAGUUUUUGAAGAUAUUUAUUUCCUGACAAGCUUUAGCCGUUCGACGUACGCGUCACUUCCUACACGCGUAAUUGGUUUAAAGCGAUCCUCCUUAAUACCAAGUAUAAUAAUAAUAUUUAACAAUAUAAUUUAACACUGUAUAUUAGAUAUAUAUAUACAUAUAUACAUGCAUAUUAUACGUAUAUGUGCAUAUAUAUAUAUAUAUUUAUAUAAAAGCAUAUUAUAAGUAUAUGUGCAUCGAGGACGAUAGAACAAUCGCACACACUGUGUAGAUUUCAGUUGAUCGAUCAUCGAUCAUGAAACAAUCGCGAAUGAUCAUGAACGCAAAAAGCGAGCGAUUCAUUGCCACGGAAAUUCCGCGGACGUACACAAUCGAUCUUUAUCUAAUUAAUAAGAUGUUCGUGCCAGACGUGAUGAAAGGGAAAAAACAGGAACGACGCAGUUGCAAAUUCAGGCAUCGUACUGUGUCGCGAGAUUCUUGCGAUCGAGACGCAAGAAUUAGAUUAGAGGAACGAUUUUUAAGGGACUAACUCCUUAGGUUAAUUAGUGUAGCACAUUCCUAUUUUACACGAGGCUGUACUGUUGUGUGGAUAUUCGUUCCUUGUUGUAAGUGAAUUUAUGUACGAAACUUGUUAAAAUAAUUUAUAUUCGUUCCUCCGAUUUGCAACACUUUAACGUUUCUAUUAAAGACUAAGUAAUUUUUACAAGAAUUGUUCUUUUUCUUUCAAUUUCUGAGAAUAAGAAACCAAGCGCGACAGGUUGCUUGAUAUUACAGUAUCCCACAAUUAGUGAGAACAAA
Messenger RNA from Ceratina calcarata, 3129 nucleotides. Its product is annotated as facilitated trehalose transporter Tret1-2 homolog. The transcript has 6 exons. The record is from RefSeq and is a predicted model, not a curated record. Lineage: Eukaryota; Metazoa; Arthropoda; Insecta; Hymenoptera; Apidae. Gene Ontology annotation, molecular function: sugar transmembrane transporter activity. Gene Ontology annotation, cellular component: membrane. Gene Ontology annotation, biological process: carbohydrate transport; transmembrane transport. Bases 1 to 1623 code for a protein of 540 amino acids.